AUGGGCUCUGUGUCUGUGUCUGCCUCUGCCUCCGCCUCCGCCAUCAUCUGGCAGAACAAUGAGCAGGACGUGACGGUUUUGGACCUCCCACGCUCAAUCUCCGCCGCUCAGGGAGAUUCUGCAUACCCCUUCACACGCAUCCUACGCUCAUCUCAGCCGCCGGAGACGCCAUUCGGGACGCAUGAGCCAGGCUCGGAGAAAGCGAGGGCGAAGCUGUGUGGUAACACUGUUGAUGAGACCCUGCAUGCAGAGUACCAACACCUUCUCCAUCACGCGUUAAUGCAAGUUCGUGAGCACCACAAGCACGCCUGGUGCCAUCCAAGGCCCUUUGUACACGAUAACGACCAUUCUAGACCUACGAAGAAGCGCAAACUCAGCAGCGGAGUUGGUGAUUCUGUUGUCUCCAAUAAUGCAGUCCUUGCCAAUUCCGCGAAUGCCCAUCUGCUUCCUGCUUUCCUGGCAAGCAUCACGAAUCUGAAAGCUGGCAAUUUUGCUUCUCGUGUGUGCGCUGAGUCUGGACUUUGCACGCAGGUAGUCAGUCACCGCCAUGGGGAGCGUGCAUUUUGCUGGACUUCUCCUUCGCCAGCUGAACUGGAGAUUACCUUGGACGACGACACGCGCAAUUUUCGGAUCCCCCCAGGCUCGACAGCGUUCCUGGGAGACUGCUCGGAAGCCAGACUCUUUCACAAUGAGCUCCGAAAUCAAGCCCAUGAGAAUGAUACUCGAAGGCAUUUCGACUUCAUCUUGCUCGAUCCACCCUGGCCCAAUCGGUCUGUCAAGCGUUCCCGAAAGACUCCUGGCACUACUUACCGCACCUGUUCAACUCUCGAUGAGGUAUGUAAUCUACUAGCGAGCAUGGACCUCGAUAUGCUGAUGGCGGAUGACUGCCUGGUGGGCAUAUGGAUCACGAACAAGGCCUCCAUUCGUGAUCUGGUCCUCAAUGAAGAGUAUGGCCUAUUUGCGACCUGGGGUAUCAAACUUGAAGAGGAGUGGCUCUGGCUAAAGACGUCCAUUUCUGGCGAACCCAUUACACCGCUGGAGUCGGUUUGGCGCAAACCAUACGAGGUCCUGCUCCUCGGACGAAAGCAGCGGCGUGGCAUGGUAGACCAUGCGACAGUGACCCUUUCUAACCAGCUAUGCGAACGAAGAGUCCUUAUCAGCGUGCCAGACUUGCAUUCGCGGAAGCCAUGUCUAAAGCAGCUGAUAGAGCCAUUCAUGACCGAUCUCGAGAACUAUAGAGCGUUAGAAGUCUUCGCACGGCAUCUGGUCGCUGGCUGGUGGAGUUGGGGCAGUGAGUGCCUGAGAUUCAAUUGGGACGGGUGCUGGUGCAAGCAUGACUUCGGCGCAUAG
Pseudocercospora fijiensis CIRAD86 is the source of this 1350-nucleotide messenger RNA. RefSeq lists its product as uncharacterized. The transcript has a single exon. Gene Ontology annotation, molecular function: methyltransferase activity. NCBI's taxonomy places the organism in Eukaryota, Fungi, Ascomycota, Dothideomycetes, Mycosphaerellales, Mycosphaerellaceae. Gene Ontology annotation, cellular component: RNA N6-methyladenosine methyltransferase complex; nucleus. The record is from RefSeq and is a predicted model, not a curated record. Bases 1 to 1350 code for a protein of 449 amino acids.